CUUUGCUGCUCUGGUGUCGCUGCUGGCUGGGGGAGAGAAACCGUGGGAGAGGGCACAAUCCGUGGGACUAAAAACAACAUUAAAGCUCGAUUAACAUCUGGCAAGGUUGAAGAAGGAAAGUGAACCGGUAUCACCAGCAAGUUGGCAACAUCUCUUCUCUCCCCUGGCUCUCCAGUUUGUAAAGACACCAUCCAAAGUAUCAUAUCUUAAUGUCACCCAGUGCCUCUUUAUCGGACAAGUUUUAACUUUCCACUUCAUUUUCAUCAGUGCAAAAAUCUGCAAUCCGCACCAGCAAGAAACCAACUUAAGGAAACUCAGACAGACGCCCCCUCAGCCACCAAAGUCAGUCCCGGUUCAGUCACAGUCCAAGCUCCUGCUACAUUUUGCACCACUCAUCACUGUUAUUAAGUUAUUGCAUCAAGCCAUUUUUCGACUGAGGGUUUCUUUAAAGAGUAGUUAGCACCAUUAUGGCCUCCAUCACCCAGUCAUCCGAGCCUGAAAUCCCAGACAACCACAAGGAGAGCUGGCUGGCGCUGCUCUCUGCAGCAGAAGCUUACUGCCAAAAGUCUGGCUGCGACCUGGCCAUACUCACCGCCUGCAAGAAGUUCCGGCCGUCCACCGGGGAAGGAGAAGGAGGGAAGAAACGGGAGGGCGGCACCACCUUCCCCAGGGAGUGCGAUUUCUCCUACAACGUGUGGGGUCAGGGCUUCCUGGCGGAGUCGGCGCGCCGCUACAUGGACGACAUCGGCGUGCUGCACUCCACCACCAUGCUAACAACCCAAAAACAUGCGCGUCAAUCAGCGGAGGGAGCCAAGCUCGUGGUGGACUUCACGCCCGACCCUGGACACAAGGGGAGCUUCACGGGCGACGGCAGCCUGGGCGGCGUGAGCCCCAACGGGCGGCUGUACUCCCAGAGCUACCCGUCCAUCUACAGCCCCGGGGCCGUGAGCGGCCAGGGCGACAACAGCAACGGAGAGAGGGAGCGGGAGAGGAGCGUCAUGGAGGCCGAGCGGGGGAGACAGAGGUCUGGGAUCGUGGAUCUGGAGGAAGAGUGUGAGGAAGAGGAAGACGAGGAGGACAUGGACGAGAGACGACAAUAUGGAAAUGAAGGUGCCGGUGUGUUUUCGAUGGAUGAGGACUCUCUCUCUCGGGACUGCGAACCGUUCUUUGAGUCUGACGGAGAGGAAGAGAGCACCGAUGGCUCCCUGAGUGAGGACGCGCCGCCGCCAUCGUCGCGCGCGAUGGCCGUGGGUCAGCCGGCGUUCAUGUCGCGCCACAGCCACCCCAUGGCUCUGGCCCGCUCGCUGCCCGUGUCGGUGCCCGUGUGGGGGUGCAAAGGAGGCCGAGCUCAGGGAGACAACAACAGCGGUGAACGGGUGGGCUGCGCGGACCUGGAGCACAUCGCCGCCAGCAUGAAGGCCCUGCUGGCCCCCGGGGCCACGGACGGGACGGAGAUGUUCGGGGCGCUGCCGCGGCCGCGCCUCAACACCGGGGACUUCUCCCUCAAGCACUGAGGGCGGGCCGGGGAGGGCGAGCGAGCGGAGAGACGGAGAAAGGGAUGAAGGGAGAGGGUCAGAGAGAGGUCAGAGAGAGGUCGUAGCGGCGGUCGGAGGUCGGAGGGAACCUGGAAUAUCUGGCAAAUGUGACAUACAGUAUGUGAAACAGUGUUAAAGCUAGUAACUCCGUUUGUUUCUCACUAACAUGAAUUAACGGCACAUGCUUUCAGGAGUAUCGUACGUACAAGAAAUGUUAUGAACACUAAUAACAUUUUCAACACUACUACCCCCUCGUUGUCUACAUCUCACAGCAUCUCACAGUACUAGCUGCUGCACAUGCAACACUACAUUUGGAUCCAGCGCCGCGGUGGAGAAUCUCUGGGAGGUUUUGCCUUUUGGUCAGAUUACCUGUGACGUGAGCUGAAAACCAACAACCCGUCUGCUCGGUUGCUGGUUCUGGUGCUCCACGCCGACCUCCAGCGGCCUCGGCUUUGGGUCGCUAGUUUAUCCAAAGCUUGACGUCGCAGCUUUUUCAGAGACGUGAGAAAAAACCCGAUGUCUCUCUCAUCUUCAGGUUAACAGGCUGAAAAAAAAUUCAUCACCACCAGCUCUAAAGCUCAGUAAUCGGCAAGUGGAGUUCAGUUUGGUUCAUGCGCAUCUUUUUCUCUUUAAUAAUAACUUUUUAACCCCCCCCAAAAAAAAAAAAAUGACAAAAAAAGAAAACUAGCUUUGGUUUUCAGUGAUGGCGAUGGGCUCGGGGCUGCGACACCGGGGGUCCGUGUACUUCGCGGCCAUCGGUUUUUUGUUUUCAAACGACAAAAUAAAAAUAGAGAUAUAAUCAGUUUCCCAUCUUUUGUUUUGUAAUAAAAAACGGAAAACGGAUCGUUAUAUAUUAUCCUUUAUCCGUUUUCAUUGAUGUGUUUGAAAAUCGAAAUUGGGAAUUAAAACAGCGAGUGGAAAACUCUUUUCUCUAUUUCCUAUUCGUUUCCAACGGGGGUGGGGGGCAGUAUGUUAGAGUUCAGUACAUGUAAUUGAUUGGACGCUGCAGCUGAACGGACUGUCACAACAUGAUGACGGAGUGAAGACAGAUUACAGAUUAAACUCAUGUUUCACUCCCAUGUUUCAUAUUUGAUUUAUUUUCUGUUUCAACAUUAAAAAAAAUCUAAAACUGUUAAUUUUCAAUCUGAUCAACAAAAUAACCAGAAACAACUUUCUUCAUUUAUUACUGCGCAUGUGCAAUCCCCCCAUUUGUCCAAUCCUUGUUUUCAGUAUCCUUGGAAACGAAUAGGAAAUAGAGAAAAGAGUUUUCCACUCGCUGUUUUAAUUCCCAAUUUCGAUUUUCAAACACAUCAAUGAAAUUGGAUAACGGAUAAUGGAUAACGAUCCGUUUUCCGUUUUCCGUUUUUUAUUAUCAAAACAAAAGAUGGGGAACGGAUUAUUUUGGUUUAUUUCUCUUUCUCUAUUUUUAUUUUGUCAUUUGAAAACAAAAAACGGAUGGCCUAAAACUGACGGAGCACUCUUGUUCAGAACAAUCCUGAUUGAUUAAUAAUAAUAAUUGGCAGCUCACUGUCGGUCCGAUGGCGUGAACUGACGCCCCGGAGCUCAUGAAAAAUGGACAAUUCGUAUCAUAAUCUCUUAAGUCACCCUGUUAAAAACGACAGUUUUACACCUUUUUAAUUUAGAAAAGCGAUUAAACAUUAACGACUAGUGUUGUCUGACGCUCGUGUUUCCGCUGAAGUCUCGACAAACGCCUUCCUCCGUUUAAUUGGACUCCCUUUUUCCUCCGAAACGCUCUCAGAGGCACGCCGUUAAAACAGUUAAUAUCAGUAGAUGAAUGUUGUGAUCAUAAUGGGAUGGUGCCGUCGGGUUGCCACACAUGAUGGAGAUAAUAAGGAGAAGUUUGUAACGAUUCCGCUCAGCUCAAGCAUUUCUCUCCAACUCAGGAACGAGGCCAGGCGAACUAAAACCACGGGGCGUUACUUUCUAAAACCGAUGAUUUCUAGAACAGUUUUAGGUCUUUGAUAGAGUUUUUGAUGAUGUGCUGAAGUCUCUAGAGAGCGUUACUAACGCAGCUCCAGUCCUGUGUGUAGGUGCGGGCCGAGACACCCGCCGGCUUGUUUUGACCUUUGUGGCUUUACGUGUAACGCGGAUUUCUCUUGAACCAAAACAUAAAAUACAAACUUAAUUUAACGCUCGCGGUGACGGUAGAGUCGGAUCAAGGAAUAAAACCUUUCUUUUCUUCUGCAGACUGGAGUGGCUCGCAAGCAGAGUUUAAUAAGAUGCAGUGCAGCUGAAUAUCCUGGGCUUAUCAUUUAAUUCUUCACGUAUAAUUCAUGAAGCUCAAUUCCCACGGAUUCAAAGCACACUGGAAUACAUAAAAAAAAAAAAAAAAGCAAGGUGUUAUUCCCAACUGCUGAGCUCCACAUCUAAUCCAUGUUUCCGUCUGUUUCAGUCUGCAGCAGAGAACCAGAAACUUCUCCAAAUUCCUCCUGAAAUGUUUGAAAAUAGUGAAAAAUAUUGUUCAUUGACUCCAAAAAUAUGCAUUUCUGAUCAUGUGACCUUCGUUGGACACAUGUAGAGGUCAGGUUGAGCUGUCAGCUCCGGUCAUUUACCCGGUAAGAUGACCAAAAGGCCCGUUGUCACCCCUCAGCGUUAAAGGGGGAGAAGCCAGAGAAAUGGUUUAUAACAAAAAAAAGCUUCUGACUUGUCGAUAUGUGAGCAGAGGACACCAGCACCUCCUCCUACAUUGCCUAUUUUUACUUUUGCCAAUGAAUGACUGACUGAUAGAAUGAUUGUAAAUGAAUACCGAAUUUUAGGGGAUGGUAUUUUUUUUCUUUUUAAUUUUUUUUUUUCUUCUUUUUGUUCUGAGUUUAUUGUUGAGAUGGAAUGAAUGAGGACGUGACUCUGUGUGCGCAUGCGAGAGAGAGAGAGAGAGAUGGAGUUGGUUUGAAAGGCGACGUGUCCAUCUCUGACAUUACAAAAACAAAUAAAUGUACUUUUAUGUUUCAAAUAAAGGAGCAACACCAAGAAAA
Cololabis saira (Pacific saury) is the source of this 4528-nucleotide messenger RNA. It is a transcript of the gene akt1s1, whose product is annotated as AKT1 substrate 1 (proline-rich). Bases 468 to 1514 code for a protein of 348 amino acids. The record is from RefSeq and is a predicted model, not a curated record. Gene Ontology annotation, biological process: neurotrophin TRK receptor signaling pathway; negative regulation of TOR signaling; negative regulation of protein kinase activity. Lineage: Eukaryota; Metazoa; Chordata; Actinopteri; Beloniformes; Belonidae. Gene Ontology annotation, cellular component: cytoplasm. The transcript is spliced from 6 exons.